This is a messenger RNA of Pistacia vera, 5152 nucleotides long. Its product is annotated as ARF guanine-nucleotide exchange factor GNOM-like. Gene Ontology annotation, molecular function: guanyl-nucleotide exchange factor activity. The transcript is spliced from 3 exons. The coding region runs from base 243 to 4616 and encodes 1457 amino acids. Lineage: Eukaryota; Viridiplantae; Streptophyta; Magnoliopsida; Sapindales; Anacardiaceae. The record is from RefSeq and is a predicted model, not a curated record. Gene Ontology annotation, biological process: regulation of ARF protein signal transduction.
UCGAAUCUCAAUAACACUUGAGAGAGACCCCUUUCACAUCUCUACAUCUAUACUCAAAUGUAAACCAAUCCCACAAUUUCACUAACGGGAUCUCUCGAAAGCGUCGUCGUUUCCUGUUCACAGAAGAGUUUCAGAGGGGGGAAUCCUGUGAAAACAAUAUCAGGUUUGAGUUUAUUAAUUGCUUGGUUGACAGUGGCAUGGUUCAAGAGUAGGUUUGAAUUGUAGAAGUAGCCGGGAUAAAUAUGGGGCACGUGAAUAUGGAGUCUGGAAGCAGUGCUAUUUGUAAAGAUUUCAAGUCCUGCCCUGUUAAACCUUCCAGGGGAGCUUUAGCUUGUAUGAUAAAUUCUGAAAUAGGUGCGGUUUUGGCUGUGAUGAGGAGAAAUGUACGGUGGGGAGUCCGCUAUGUGACAGAUGAUGAUCAGCUAGAGCACACUCUUAUUCAUUCUUUGAAGGAAUUACGGAAACAAAUAUUUUUAUGGCAAAAUCAGUGGCAUACUAUUGAUCCAGCUGUAUACCUUCAGCCGUUUCUGGAUGUAAUUCAAUCUGAUGAGACUGGUGCACCAAUCACGGGUGUUGCUUUAUCGUCUGUUUAUAAAAUCUUGACACUUGAUGUGCUUGAUCUUGAUACUGUGAACGUGGGAGAUGCUAUGCAUUUAAUAGUUGAUGCUGUAACAAGCUGCCGGUUUGAAGUAACUGAUCCAGCAUCUGAAGAGGUGGUGUUGAUGAAGAUACUUCAGGUUCUUCUGGCAUGCAUGAAAAGCAAGGCAGCAGUGAAGUUGAGCAAUCAGCAUGUGUGCAAUAUAGUUAAUACAUGUUUUCGUGUAGUUCAUCAAGCAAGCUCCAAAGGUGAAUUGUUGCAACGGAUAGCACGGCAUACGAUGCAUGAAUUGGUUCGGUGUAUUUUCUCUCACCUUCAUGAUGUUGACAGCCCAGAACAGUCAUUGGUUGAUAGAAGCUGGUCAGGUGCUGGUGAAAAGGUGGGGCUGGAGAAGGAUCUCACUUUUGGAAAUAAACCGUUAGAGAAUGGCAAUGUCAGCGUAGAGAAUGAUGGUCAAUCAUCAACUGAAUAUAUGUCAAAUGCAAAUGAGAUGGAUGCAAAUAAGGUUGAGAUUAGUAGUGGGAUGGAGGCUGCUCAAAAUGGUGAGAAGAUAAUGAUGGAGCCAUUUGGAGUUCCAUGCAUGGUGGAGAUUUUUCACUUCCUUUGUUCUCUGUUGAAUGUCAUUGAAAACAUGGGAGUUGGUCCUAGACCAAAUCCAAUAGCAUAUGAUGAAGAUGUUCCACUGUUUGCUUUGGGUUUGAUUAAUUCAGCUAUAGAAUUGGGUGGGUCGUCAUUCAGUAAACACCCUACAUUAUUGGCAUUAAUUCAGGAUGAAUUGUUUCGUAAUCUGAUGCAGUUUGGUUUGUCCAUGAGCCCACUAAUUCUUUCUACAGUUUGUAGCAUUGUUCUCAAUCUUUAUCAUCAUUUGCGUACUGAGCUCAAAGCACAGCUUGAAGCUUUCUUUUCGUGUGUGCUUUUGAGGAUUGCUCAGAGUAAGCAUGGAUCUUCUUACCAACAGCAGGAGGUUGCUAUGGAGGCUUUGGUUGAUCUUUGUAGGCAGCAGACAUUCAUGACUGAGAUGUAUGCCAAUUUUGAUUGUGACAUAACCUCUGGCAAUUUGUUUGAGGACCUUGUAAACCUAUUAUCAAAAAGUGCAUUUCCAGUCAAUGGACCAUUAUCCGCAAUGCAUGUUCUUGCUCUGGAUGGUUUGAUAUCCAUGAUUCAGGGUAUGGCAGAGAGGAUGAGCAAUGAAUUGCCUGCUCCAGAAGGGGCAUCAAUAGAUCCUGAGGAAUAUAAUGCAUUCUGGAGCUUGAAAUGUGAGGAUUAUGGUGACCCUUAUUAUUGGGUUCCAUUUGUACGUAAGAUGAAGUAUAUCAAGAGAAGGUUGAUGGUUGGAGCGGAUCACUUUAACCGGGAUUCUAAGAAAGGUCUAGAAUAUCUCCAAGGAAUGCAUCUGCUACCUGAUAAACUUGACCCACAGAGUGUAGCAUUUUUCUUUAGGUACACAACUGGGUUAGAUAAGAAUCUUAUUGGGGAUUUUCUCGGGAACCACGAUGAAUUUUGUGUUCAGGUGCUUCAAGAAUUUGCUGGGACUUUUAAUUUCCAAGGCAUGACUCUAGAUACUGCAUUGCGUCUUUUCCUAGGAACUUUCAGAUUGCCUGGUGAAUCACAGAAGAUACAAAGGGUGCUUGAGGCGUUUUCUGAAAGAUAUUAUGAGCAAUCACCAGAUAUUUUGACCAAUAAAGAUGCUGCUCUCUUGUUGUCAUAUUCAAUUAUAUUGCUCAACACAGAUCAACACAAUGUACAGGUUAAGAAAAAGAUGUCUGAAGAUGAUUUCAUCAGAAACAAUCGGCAGAUCAAUGGAGGGAAAGAUCUUCCUCGAGAAUACCUUUCGGAGCUUUAUCUUUCAAUAUGUGAGAAUGAAAUCCUGAUGAUCCCAGACCAAGGUGUUGGUUUUCCAGCAAUGACAUCUAGCCGUUGGAUAAAUGUAAUGCAUAAAUCCAAAGAAACCACUCCUUUCAUCAUGUGUGAUUCAACUGCGUUCCUCGACCAUGAUAUGUUUGCGAUCUUGUCAGGUCCCACAAUUGCUGCAAUGUCAGUGGUUUUUGAACAAGUGGAGCAGGAAGAUAUAUUGCAGAGAUGCAUUGAUGGAUUCUUGGCCAUUGCCAAAAUUUCAACAUGCUGUCAUUUUGGUGGUGUCUUGGAUGAUUUAGUUCUGUGCCUCUGUAGAUUCACAGCCCUCCUGAAUCCGUUAUCUGUUGAAGAAGCUGUUCUUGCCUUUGGAGAUGACACCAAAGCCAGGAUGGCAAUGACAACAGUUUUUACAAUAGCAAACAGGUAUGGUGAUUACAUCCACUGUGGCUGGAAAAAUAUUUUGGAUUGUGUCUUAAGCUUGCACAAGCUUGGUCUUCUACCUGCUCGUCUAGCUAGAGAUGCAGCUGAUGAUAUGGAGCCAUCCUCCGAUGUGGAGCAGGGUAAACCUGCCACUGGUUCUUUAUCAACAUCGCAUGUAACACCUCUGGCCACUUCGCGGAAGUCAUCUGGUUUGAUUGGUCGCUUCAGUCAACUCUUAUCAUUUGAUAUUGAGGAGCCAACGUUGCAGCCAAGUGAGGAAGAAAUUGCAGCUAAGCAGCGAACUCAUGAGAUAAUACAGAAUUGCCACAUUGAUAGCAUAUUUACGGAGAGUAAGUUUCUCCAAGCUGAGUCUUUAAUGGAGCUUGUAAAGGCUCUUAUUUUGGCUGCCGGCCGACUCCAUAAGGGAAGUAUCUCCAUGGAAGAUGAAGACACGGGUGUGUUUUGCCUGGAAUUGCUGAUUGCAAUUACACUGAAUAAUCGGGAUAGAAUUAUGCUUAUCUGGCAGGGUGUUUAUGAGCACAUAGCCAGUAUUGUUCAGUCAACUGUAAUGCCAUGCAAGCUGGUAGAGAAAGCUGUGUUUGGGCUCCUAAGGAUAUGCCAGCGACUUCUUCCCUAUAAGGAAAACCUGACUGACGAACUCCUUAAGUCACUCCAUCUAAUACUGAAACUUGAUGCCAGGGUUGCUGAUGCCUAUUGUGAGCACAUUACACAGGAAGUUAUGCGCCUUGUAAAAGCAAAUGCAACUCACAUCAGAUCUCAUGCAGGGUGGCGCACAAUCAUUUCCCUUCUAUCUAUCACAGCCCGACAUCCUGAAGCAUCAGAAGCAGGAUUUGAAGCACUAGCUUUUAUCAUGUCUGACGGGGUGCACUUGUUGCCAUCGAAUUAUAUUCUGUGUGUGGAUGCAGCAAGACAAUUUGCUGAGUCUCGGGUUGGUGAGGUUGACAGGUCUGUUUCUGCCCUAGAUUUGAUGGGAGGCUCUGUUGUUUGUCUUGUAAGAUGGUCUACUGAGACAAAGAACACAGUGGGAGAGGAGGCUGCUUUGAAGUUGAGCCAAGACAUUGGGGAGAUGUGGCUGAGGCUGGUUCAGGGACUGAAGAAAGUGUCUUUGGACCAGAGAGAAGAGGUGAGGAACCAUGCUGUUCUGGUGUUGCAGAGAUCUCUGGCAGCAGUAGAUGGGAUUCACCUUCCAAAUGCCUUGUGGUUCCAGUGCUUUGAUAUGGCCAUAUUCACAUUGCUCGAUGAUUUAUUAGAAAUUGCUCAAGCUAACUCUCCAAAGGAUUACAGAAACAUUGAUGGAACACUAGUUCUAGCCAUGAAACUAAUGUCGAAAGCAUUCUUACAGUCACUGCAGGAUCUCUCACAGCAACCAUCUUUCUGCAAAUUAUGGCUUGGGGUUCUUAAUCAUAUGGAGGGAUAUAUGAAACUAAGACUCCGGGGAAAGCGAUCUGAGAAUAUUCAUGAAUUAGUUCCCGAGCUUCUGAAGAACAAUCUGCUGGUGAUGAAGACUGCUGGCAUUCUUUUGCCCACUGAUGAUAUUGGUGGGGACAGCUUUUGGCAGCUGACAUGGUUGCAUGUGAAGAAAAUAGCCCCAUCCUUGCUAUCGGAAGUUUUCCCUGAUCAUGAAGUGGAGCAAUUGAAAGCAAAACACAUAAAAGCCGGGGAAGGUCCUGCACCUGAUGGAUCCGAAGUUGUUCAAUCAGGUGAGAGUACAGAAAGCAGAUAAAAUUUGUGCAGAGAAUUUUCUAUCAUUUUGCUUGGGAAAUGUAGAUUGCCUCGAUGAUAUUCAUCUGUACCAGUUAAACUCCAGUCGACUGUCUGUCGAUGUUUACAUCUGCAAAUAUCCACCCUUCACCAACCAAAGAUUUGUUGAAUAGAUUCAAGCCAUUAAGAAGGAUUGCCAAAGCAAAAACACAAAGACCAAGUUUAAUAGUUUGAGCAUCUCAGUUUUCCUGGAGUCGCUGCUGCAUUUUUCCACUCUUUGAAAGGAGUGAUCCCCAUUAGAGAGAUUUGUUCUUCAAGGGAUCGAAGUAGACCCCUCCUUAAAUUUUGUACUUUUGUUACUAAUCUUUAUACCAAAAACAUAAAUUUCACCAUAUCUUUGUAUACUUGGUGUCAUAUACUCUAUGAUAAUACAGUGUUUUUAGGACACUUUAUGGAGAGAAAAAUAUCACUAGGCGAGAUGAUUAUUGGUAGAAAACAAUUGUGUUAUUCUUUAGACAUAUUUGAUGCCUUUUAUAUAGUAUUGUUUUCCUCAUUAAA